UUUGUCAAGGUCGUUCGGUUGUGGCGUUUUGAGUAUAUGCAAUGGAUGUACUCUAACGUUUUGCGGUGGUUGUCUAACUGCUCAGUAAAUGAACUCCUCCAGUGAUGGAUUUUGAUGAAUUUCGCUGAGCGAGUAUGAAUACCCAAGCGGAUCUUUGCGCCGACUGUAGUGCAUCGUCCCCAAAAUGGGCGUCUGUCAAUAGAGGUGUACUGUUAUGUGAUGAAUGUAGUUCCAUUCACCGACAGCUAGGAAGACAUAUAAGCCAGGUUAAACAUCUUGAGAAAUCACGCUGGAGGCCGUCACAACUUUCUAUGGUACGCUAUUUGGCGUCUGCUGGUGCGAAUGGGUAUUGGGAACAUGUACUGUACGAACCUAUGCUUGCUGGGUUAAAUUCGGAUAAUCGAUCCUGCAAAGCGUUUCAUCCUCAUAAAAAACCUUUACCUACUGAUCCCGUGCAUCCCACCAAAGCUGAUUUUAUACGUGAAAAGUAUUUGUUUUUGGGAUUUUUUAAGAAACCACGAAACGUUAACCAUGAUGAUUUAAACCAGCAACUCCAUGCUAGUGUAAGGACAGGAGUUUUAGAGACCAGUCUGUAUUUACUUGCUUUGGGUGCAAAUCCAAAUUUUCUUCAUCCAAUCAAAGGCACAGCACCUAUUCAUGUUGCAUGUCAAUAUGGUCAAAUUGGUCAGGUAGAAUUGCUGUUAGCUUAUGGGGCAGAUGUUUGUAUUCGUAAUUCAUCUGGAAAAAGUGUAAUUGAUUUAGCAUUAGACAAAGCAUUAGCAUUAAAUGAAUCGAUUAUUUCUAAAGAAAAGAUGGCAACAAUGUCAAACGAAGAGAGGUUACAAUCUGCUUGGUCUUCUAUGGUUGAUGUAUUAGUUUCAGCGUAUUAUGAUUUGACAGAUAGUUUAGCUUAUUUUCUUACACGUCAUGUACCUGAUCAUAAAGCAGCUGUUUUUGGUGGAAUCAAUAAAAAUAUAAAUCAUAGUAAUGAACUAUCAGUGAGUAAUAAUAACAGUGAAAUAAUAACAAAUGGUCAUUUCUUAAUUUCAACUUCAUUAAUACAUGAAUUGAAUGGUACAUCAUUGGCACCGAAAUCAACGAAUUUAAAAUUGAAUAAUUCUUCUGGACAUACUAUUACUUCUACUGCUACCUCAAAUGUUGAACAAGCAGACGACCAAGAAGAUUGGAUCAUUAAAGCUAGAGGAAGAUUAAAUAAUCUAUCUAAUAAUGCAUUUAUCGAUUUAUGUAUUGAUGUAUAUGAUGAAGCAGAUCGUCGUUUAACAAAUUCAUUUCUUGAAAAUCUGGAUACAUUUAAUAAUCAGAAACAUUUCAACAACUAUUCAGUAUUCAAUGGUUCUAAUGUUAGCAAAACUGAUGCAGACGACAACCAUAACAACAACAACGUCAGCACAGAGAAUGAACUACAUAAUAGUAUAGUUAAAGAGACCAGACCUGACUCUAGACCAUCUUUACAUAAGACAACAACACUACAUCAAACAUCUGCAAUUACUAAUUUAACGCUAUUUUUUCUACCUCCAAAUACAACUUAUUCAUCAGUACGUAAUCAAGCACGUCAAAAAUUAGGUCGACUAUCUACUAUUGAAUUUCAUACUUUAACAUUAGAUGUUCUCACUGAAGCAUCAAUACGUUUAUUGCCAUUAUUUUUACCAUUGACCAAUGUAAUAAAUCCGACUAGUACAGCUGUUACUGCUCCAGAUGCAAAAACUGUUGAAAUGUCUUUCAAAAAAUCACGAAAAACACAACAUUCAUAUACAGACUAUUUUAAUACAGAUAAACGACAACAAUUGAAUGAAUUUAUUGUUGCGCGUCGUAAUGGUCCUUUACCAUCGUUACCAUCACCUAAGACAAAAGAUAAUCAUAUAGAUGAUGUUGAACGUUUACAUAGUACUAAUAAUAGUGAUGGUAGUAGUAGUCCAUGUGAUAAUUUAAAUAAACAAUUAAAUAAUGAAUGUAAUGAUAUUUUACAAGAAAGAUUGAUUUCGGAGAAUUUACCAGAUCAUGAAAAUUUACGAUUAGAAAUGUCAUCAUCAUCACCACCGGUGAAUGCAAAAAAGGAAAUGUUAUUGGAGAAAUUCGUUCGUUCUCGUGAUGACCCUGUAUAUGAUCAGGUGGCUGGUGAAGGUGAUUUAAAUGAGAAUGCUUUGUCCAAUAUACAAACAGUUACAUCUGAUCAUAAUAUACUUUCUGUGGAUAUUGAAGAAAGCAGUUUACAUAAUCAACAAAAUAUAACAGAAAAUUCAUCAUUUAAGCAUAGUAAUGUUUCAUUAACAGCUCCAUUAUCACCAUCCACUGGAAGAGUGGAGUCUAUUCAUCAUACUCAACAAAUAAGUGAUGGCAAUGAUGAAUCAGAUUCAAUAGGACCGAUACCUCCAAUUACAAGUCGUCCAGGUCCAUUGCCUGGAUCACGUAGGCUACAUUUACCACAUACUGGUCGUAUAGCUCAGCAUAGAGCUAGUGUACCAACGGCUGGUACUAUCAAUACUGAUUCUGAUGUUACUGGUUGUGGUAGUAAUCCUCUUUCUCUAUCCGAGUCAACAAGUAGUAUCGUAAAAUCAUCUGAUUCACCAAAAAAUCUCACAGAACAUUCGUUAAUUAAUUCUCUCAGUGCCGAAAAUUCUAACGAUAUUCAAGAUCAUUCACUUCAGUCUCAUGCACAUCAUCAUCGUCAUCCAGAAUCUUGUUGUGUAGCUGCUCGUAAUGAAGUGGAACGUUUACACAAAGAGAAUAAUGAAUUAAAAGUACAAUUAUCUGAUUUACAAAAUAGUAAAGAUAUUGUAGAACAACGUUUAGAAGAUUUAGAAGGACGUAUAAUUCAACUAGAUUCUAUUGUUCAAGUUUUAAAAGAGGAAAAAUCUGCCUUAUUAGCGGCUUUUUCAGCUGGUAUGGUUAUGGUUCAUAAUCCAUUAAAAAUCAGCUGUGAUUCAGACGGUCAACAACUGACCAGCGAAACACCAAUCACAACAACGACAACAACAUCAGUUGGAGUGUAUUCAUCUAAUUUGAAAGCUGCCAAAGUUAAUGAAACACCUUCAACACAUUAUCAAUGGGACUAUGAAAAAGACGAAGAAGAUGGAAUUAGAGUAUAUGGUGAAGAAAUAACAGAUAAUGGUGAAGAACAUGAUGAUGAUCAAGUUGGUGAAGUGGAUGCUGAACAAUAUAAAGAUUAUGACUCUGAAUAUGAUAUGGAACGAGUUAUUGUCGCUGGUGGCAGUAAUGAUAAAUCUAGUAAUGAAGGUAAUUACGCAAUAGGUUCACAUUGUCUAGAUUCUGGUGUACUACUUAGACAAGGUAUUAUUCUACGUGGAAGUAGAGGUGGAUCACCAGCAUCUGUAACUAGUGGUGGUGGUGUAACGCAUCAAACAGGUUUCGGUCAUUCUCAUCCUUCUAUAUCUCAAACGAAUUUUAUAACGCCAUCAUUUCGUGGCCUUGUAAAAAGUAACAAAUUACACAGUAGAAAUAAUGAAGAACUAAAGCAAUCAUUUGUUUUCACUUCAACUAGUCAAAAUGUUGUCUCAUCUGCACCACAAAAUAUUCCGACUUAUGUUAAUACUCCACAUCUUAUUCAGCAUCCUUUGUCCAAGUCAAAACCCACCUUAGUAUCGGGUACUUCAAUCACACUUGCUGAUGGUGAGUUUUAACUUCAAUAUAUUUUCCAAAUAUCGGAAUUGUUUUCUAUUUUCUUUUUUAAAUUAUAAAUAUUCCAAGGUAACUAUCGUUAAAUAGAUGUCAUAUUUAUGGUGAAUUAAAAUUGGUGCCAAAAUUUAAUUGUUUGAAAAAUGUUAUGACAUAAAACACAUACUGUUAGUAAUGAUGUUUAAUUGAUAGGGGAGUGAUACUAUAGUAAUUAAUUGAUAACUCCAGUAAUUUGAGGAAAUAGAAUGAUUGAUCAUUAAAAUAGUGAGUGAAAUGAAAAUAAUUAUGAUGUGAAAUUUAUAUGACAAAAUAAUGAUGCAGUAGCUCAAUGGUUAAGUCGUUUAACUUUCAGAUGAAAAUUGAUCUGUGAUUAAAGUCGGUUGACAGAAAACCCUAGAUCUAAAUUUUAUAAUUACUUGAUAAUUAGAAGGAAAGCAUAUCUGUAGCUAACAUACAAUUCAUGCUGCCUUACAGAGAUCAACAUGCAUCAGGUAUUGUAACUGUUAGUUAGAUAUGGUUAACAUUGAUCUGUUUAGAUCAUAAUUGAUCCUGUAUAGAACUGAAUCAAGUACAGUGCUAUCUUAUCAUCAGUACCAAACAAAGUCUGUUGAUUAAGUUUGCCGUGGGAUCAAUACGUUAUGUAACCAAACCCUGCCAUAUUGCAAGAGAAGGAUAUCUUCAGAAAUUCCAGACGUAGUGAGUUAUCCACCCAAGCAGACAUACUUCACAUCAGCACAGCGACAAAAGCAGGAAAUUAAUACGGUGAAAACCUAACUAAAAUGCUGAUAGUGUCAAUAAUAGUUACGCAUGCGAAACAUUUAGAAUGUAAUUUGAAAAUUAUCCUGGUAGUAGUUAUCAGUAAUCGUACAAUAUAGAUUUAAGGUUGUUGAUUACCUCUUAAUAUGGUUUACCAUCAAUCAAAUUUUAACACUAUGGAUCAUUUAGGGUUAUUUGUGUCCACAAUACGGAGUCGAUCUUCGUAGAGUUCUUCGCUCAGUACUAAAGAUUAGACUAUAUGAAAUUGAUUAAUUACUAGUAGUGACCUCUUUUGUGAUAGAAAAUGUCGUUGAAAAAAACUUUUAAGGUUAAUGUCUAUUAUUUUACUGGGCUAUUACAUUUCUAUCACAUUCUUCUUCGCUCUUUUUCUGUAAGCAUAUUACCCUUAAAUGCAUGCAUUUCAGCUUUAAAUCCUGAUAUACCAGAUGAUUAUACUGCACCUAAUGCUACUGGUUCCCCUUCUCCAGCGCCAAUACCGAUCAGUCAAAAUCUAGCGAAUCAGUUGUGUAGUCGUGUUACAACAACCAGUCCAAACAUGAAUAUUCCUAGUAGUCAUCAUCAUCGUCAUCAUCCUCAUCAUCAUCACCAUCAGGGAAAAUCAUCACGUCUACUGAAUUCACAUUUGAACAAGCCAACAAUGAUUGAUAGUAAAAAGCCGUUACAUCAUUCAGAAGUUUUAGUAUCUAUAAGUAAGUCGUCUCCAGACUACGAUAACGCUUCUCGUUCAUCCUCAUUAAUACACUCAUCCAAUGAGUCGUUUCAUCAAAUCGAUAAACAUUCUAGACCAGGUGGUGGUAGUGUUGUCGUUGGGGUUAAUGGAGAUCAAGUUUGGAAAGCUCCAAGUUCAGAACGAGUUGUCCGAUGCGUUGAAACAAUUAUUAUGCGUAUUCGAAGUUUGGUAGAGAUUGCUAACGGUGAUCGUCAUGGUAACAAUAGUGCUCAUUGUUCUCGUUUAAUUCAGUUAGCUGUCAAAGAUUUAUUAAAUUUAUUCCCUUCUGAUGAAUCUCACCCAGUGGAAGUGAAAAAUGCAUUAAAUAAUCUUGCCACAGAAUCAGAAAAUUUACGAAAAGAUUGUGAACAAAUCACUACUUCGUCUUCCUUCACAUCACCUUCCUCUUCUUCCAGUAUUGUUGGAUCUGUCAGUCAUAGUGGUCGAUCAGUUCCACCGGAGAUCACUAUUUUAAUACGUCAUGCUCAUCAGAUUGCUAGAGCUGCAAAAGAUUUACUAUCGCUUUUUCAACGAUCUGAUCAAUGAAUUGUCAUUAUAUCAGAAUGAGACUAUUAGUGUUCAUCUUACAUGAUGUUGCCACUACGGUAAUGCAAUUCCUAAUUGAGUUUAUUUUCUUUAUGAUGAUCACAAUGUG
Schistosoma margrebowiei is the source of this 5795-nucleotide messenger RNA. NCBI's taxonomy places the organism in Eukaryota, Metazoa, Platyhelminthes, Trematoda, Strigeidida, Schistosomatidae. The record is from the annotation of a GenBank genome assembly.